This is a messenger RNA of Microplitis mediator, 4537 nucleotides long. Its product is annotated as potassium/sodium hyperpolarization-activated cyclic nucleotide-gated channel 2-like. NCBI's taxonomy places the organism in Eukaryota, Metazoa, Arthropoda, Insecta, Hymenoptera, Braconidae. The record is from RefSeq and is a predicted model, not a curated record. Bases 3057 to 4448 code for a protein of 463 amino acids. The transcript is spliced from 7 exons.
AUAUAAUAAUAACAAAAUAAUAAAAAAAUUAAAAAUAAUAAUAACAAUAAAAUAAUAAAUGACCACAGUAUCCAUGUAAACACGAUCUGAAGCUAAUCAACUAGUCGUUAAGGAACUGCGUGUCAGUAUUCUCUCAAGUCAUUCGUUUCUGUACAAUCAUGAGAGACAUCAUUCAUACAUUUUUUUUUUUUAUAUUAUUGUUAUAAUUUUAUUAUAAAUUUAUGAAUUUAUUUAAUUCAUAAAUAAUUAAAAUUUAUAUCCCGUAAUUACUUUAAUAUGUUUUUCAAUAAUUGAAUAUUUAGCCAUGAAAAAUAUCAAAGAUAACGAAAAAAUAAUAAUUGAUAGUUAAUAAUAUAUAUAUCUUAUAUGCCAUUUACACGUAUUUAAAAAAAUUAAAUAAGUUUUUGUAUUCAUUUUUAAUUAAUAUAUUAAACGUUUAUAUUUUUUGAUUGCCACCGAGUUUCCAAUUUAGUGGAAUUAUAAAAAAAUAAUUGCAAUAAGUUUUAGUUUUAUUACGUCAUUGUAAUUACGUAUUAAUAAGAAGAUUAUUUAUAAAAAAAAUGUUUUUAUAGAAUUAAAUUUCUCGAUUUUCUUUUAAUUAUAUCGCCAAAAAAAUAUCAUACAUUGUAUAGUUUUUAUUUAAUAAAAUUACUAACUAUAAAAAAAAAUAUAACAAAAAGUUAAAGAACAAAAAUAUAAUAAAAACAUUAAAUGUUUGUUUUUUCAUACAUACAUAUAAAUUUAUAAACACCUAAAACAUAUCGAUCAUCAUCGACUAAUUAAAAAAAAUAUAUAAUCAACAAAUCAUUUAUAAUCAAUCAGAUGGGAAAAAAAAAUUAUAUUAGAAUAAAUAUAAUGUCACUUUGCACUAGGCAAUACUAAAAGGAUUUAUCAAAUUGUUAAACGUUUAAUUACUCAUAUUAAUCAACAUACAAAUGUAAAAGCAAAAAAAAAACGUUUACUGUUAAACAUAAAUUAUUCUAUAUCAAUCAGAUUUGAAUGGAAAAAAAAAAAAAUAAAAAUAAAACGCAGUGCCUUAAAUAAUAAUGUAGAUUAGUGAAGACAAAUUGGUUAAAAUAAAAAUUUAUUUAUAAUUCAUUUUAAUAAUGAAAUACUGUCUUUCACUCAUAUUAAAAAAAAGACGUAUCUAAAACAUAUACAUUUAAAAGUACAUACAUUUAUCAGUACAGUGUUAGAUCUAUACAUCAAUUAGUGUACAAUAAAUAAUAGUUUUUAUCAUUAAUGGUUAAUUAUUCCAUUUUUAAUGUUAGUAAUAAAUUAAAAAUAGUUUUUAUGUACAUUUUACAAAGUAACUUUUAUUUUAUAUCUUUUAUUAUAUUUUUUUGUAAUCAAAUGCAUUUAAAUUUAUUUUUAUGUCUUUGAAGUUUAAAAAAAAAAAUAAUAAACAAAAAUUAUGAUGUACAUCAAUGAUUUUUUAAUGAAAUUAAAAUAUUUAAUAUAAAUAUUUAAUCGAAAAUGAAUUUUCUAGCAUUUUAUUAUUAAUAUCAUCUAUAUACAUUUACUUAUUAUUAUCAAAUGUAAUGAAUAAUAAUUUAAAAAUAAUAUCAACUUAAAAUAACCAAUCGUAAUUCCUCAAAUGUAUUUGUAAGAAAUUAAGGUAUUAGUAUGUAUACAUAUGAUUAUUAUAUUAUAAUAUUAAUAUAAUAAAAUUCAAAUGAUGAUAUAUAUAAAUAUAUAAAUGUGUAUGUAAUGUCACGAUAAAAAAAUGUUAAACGAUAUAGUGAAUGGUACCAUUACACAUAUAUUAUUACCAUGGACAAUAAUAUGAUUAAUUAAUAUAUACAUAUAUAGUAUAUAUAAUAAAUAUAAAGAGUAAUAACAAAAAUUGGUAUCCUUUACUAUUGUCUGAGAUUGUUUUGUAAAAAAAAACGAUCUUAUGAUUGCUCUACAUAUCUAAAAAUUUUUUUUUUCGUUUCGUAUUUAAUAAAUAUCUCAUAUAGAGCAAAUUAAAUUUAUUGUUAUUUAGCAACCCUUAAUAUGAUAAUCCAGAAGUUAGCACACAAUUAACGAUUUUUCGUUUUUUUUCAACAAUUCGGUUUAAAAAAAAACUAAAAAUAUGCGCAUAUAGAAAAUUAAAAAAACUAUAGGUGCAAUUUUUGGAGAUAUUUUUUUUUUUAUCCCUGGUAGAUCCGAAUUACAGUAGCUUACGUCAAUUGACAGUAAUAUACGGCAAUUUUCGGCAUUUUUACAAUGCAGCACUUUACUACUUUGCGGUAAAUUACCGGGGCUCACUGCAAAUUUGCGGUAAAAAUGCCGUACUUUGUGACUAAAUGUCUUACUUUUGCCGGAAAAUACCGCACGUUUACCGUAAAUUGCGGUAUUCUACCGUAAAAUACCGGAAUUUUUCCGAAUACCGUAAAUUACGGCAAAUUACAGUAAUUGCCAUAAUUCGGAUCCGCCAGGGUUAUAAUUUAUCGUUCGUCAAAAAAUUAUUAGACUUCGGCUAAUUUCAGUAUCAUUUAAUAUGACGAAUUGUUAAAUUUAAAAAAAAAAAUAAAUUACUUAUUUAUUAAAAAAAAAAUAGUAGUAAUCAAAAUUAGUAAUUUACGAAUACAAGAUUUCAAGUAUUUUAAUUGAUAAAAGUAAAAAAAUUAUAAUUUCAACAAAAAAAUUAUACGAAAAAAAUUAUAAACAAUUUAAAGUAAAGAUAAUAAUUUAAAAUGGCGACGAGUUUUUAUAAUACAUGGGAUUUAAAUUUUGAAUCACCUGAAUAUAAUAUAAAACUUCCUAUUUUUUUCCCAGCUUGGGCUGAAACUGGCGGCUGUUUUGUAAAAUUAAAACUUUGGUGUUUAGCAAGUUAUAAUCAUCCCAAUUGUGAAAAAUAUUUACAUAGUAUUGCAUCUGUUAGUAAAGAAAGAAGAAGACAAUGCCAAUAUUCAAAUCCAUGGAUUAUUCAUCCUUUCAGUGUCAUUCGGUAUUUUUAAAUAAUAUAUAUAUUUGUGUCUUUACUUUAACUUUUAUUAUUUUAAUAAUUAUUUAAAGUUAUAAUAUUACGUUUAUUAUAAAUAUACGACAGGUUCUACUGGGAGACAUUGAUGACAUUUAUUUAUGCGCUCUCAUUUAUUAUAAUUCCAUUUAUGACAAGUUUCAUAGUAUUCGAUUUUGAAGUAAUUAGACUUGAUAGAAUUAGUUUUAUUUUUUAUUUAUUUUUUUGGAUUGACAUUUCAUUGAAUUUCAUUACUGGAGUUUAUUGCAGAGAUAAAAAAAUAAUAAUACUCGAUCAAAGAAAUAUUAUUCAAAAAUAUAUCCGUGGGUAUUUUUUUAUCGAUGUAAUAACGUCUUUGCCUUAUGAUCAUAUUACUUAUCACUGGAGACAACUUCCAGGGCCAAAAACUUCAUAUUUAACUGUUAUUUUAAAUAUUUUACCAAUAUUUAAAUUCAUAAGAUAUUUAACUUUCGACAAUUAUGUUUCGCAAUUGUUUGAAUAUUUUCAGAUAGCGGAUUUCAAUUGCCGUAUAAUUAAAAUUUUAUUGAUAUCAGCAUACUUAAUUUAUUGGUUCACAUGUUUAUGUUACCUCGUACCAGUACUUGUAAUGCAUUUUGAUCAAGUUUCCGUUUACGAUUGUGAGUGCUGGUUAAUUAAUAUUAUCAAUGAUGAUAUUCCCACACGUUUCAAAAGUUCAUUUUUUAUAAUCCUUCAAAAUUUUAUGACUACCGGAAUUCGUGCCAUUGAACCUGAAUUUACUAUUCAUACAAUUAUUUGUACUUUGUUAAUGAUUUUGGGAAGAUUUUUUUGGAUUUAUGUUAUUAUAAUGUUUCUUCAAAUUUAUAAUGAUAAAAAUACAUCACAAUCUGGUUAUCAAGAUACAAUGAGCCAAAUAUUAGCAUAUACAAGACAAAAACAGAUGCCACAUUAUAUGAGAAAACGUAUUGAGUCAUAUUAUUCCUAUCGAUUCAAAAAUAGUUAUUUUAGAGAAAAAAAAAUUUUAUCAAAUUUAUCUGAAAUUUUACGUGAAGAAAUAACAAUUUAUUCAUGCCGUCGCUUAAUAGAAAAUUCAAUUCUCUUUCGUAAUUUACCAAAAGACAUUAUCACUUCAAUAGUAUCAAAAUUAAAAUUUGAAAUUCACUUACCUAAUGAUUUAAUUUUUAAAGCUGGUAAUUAUGGUGAUUGUAUGUUUUUUUUAAGCUCUGGAACAGUUGCACUAUUCACUCCCACUGGAAAAGAGAUUUGUCAUUUAAGUGAAGCUUCUUAUUUUGGAGAAGUUGCAUUACUGGUACAAGAUCAACGAAGAAUAGCAAGUGUAAUUGCUAUUGAAGUUUGUGAAGUUUACAGACUUGAUCGUCGUGAUUUUCGUAGAUAUGUUGCAGUCCAUCCUGAAUUAUUUGAACAAAUUGAACGUGUUGCUAUGACAAGAAUGGAAAAAGCAAUACUUAUUGAAGAACAAAAUAAAAGAAAUCCUUUUAAACGUAACCAUCGUUCUAAUUAGUAUUUAUUUUUUACUUAAAUAACUAAAUAUUAAGAAGAAAUAAGUUAUUUUAAUACAUUUUAUAUAAUUAAUUAAAUAAAUAAAAAUAC